AUGAAUGGGUAUGGAAAAAAGUUGUGUGACUGUUCUGCACCCAAAAGUGGAAUUAAAUUGAAAUCUAUUGAGAAUUUCAGGGCUAGAAGUGGGAUAAAAGUGCGAAGGGCAAUGACGAAGGACAUCAAUACACCCUUUUGCAUAUACAGAUCUAUUGGUGCACGGUGUAAAAUUAACAUUCAACACAUUUUGAGAUUUAAUUAUAAUUUAUUUCCCAGAUUUAACCUUAGAUUUAACUGCUUUAGCUGCAAUUCGACACGAAGGUCUUUAAUUUUCUUCAUUUUCUUCUUCAAAGCAGCACAGUCCCACAAAUACAGACCUAACUUUCUGGGACCCGCAAAAAAGUCUUCUUUCGUCGAAAAAAGCAAUGUUGAAAAGCUAACGAAGGUAUUGAGAGAAGACUUGAACUCAAAGGUUGACGAAGUGGUUGAUUUGAUAGCGACAGACUUGGAACGUGAAUUGCUGAAAAAUGGACUAACAAACCUUUCGCUUAUGCAACAAUCUGAUGCCAAGGCAUUUGGUGGUAAGGCAAAAGAGAUUAUAAAGAAAACACUGAUUGGCGUCAUGAGGUCACUGAUUCCAGUAUUUGAACGCUGGAUCCAUGACUCAGUACAGCCACCAGUUGUCGACAGGCACGUCUACACCGUCCUUAUACACCCCAUUGGCUACAGAAUCUGCGAACAAAUCCACGAAAAACUUAAAAUAAACGAACCUAACCCAUGGAAAAAUGAUGAAUUUGCUGAAGAAGAGAUGGAGGAGGAAGAAGAAGGAGAUUCAAUAUCCGACGAGGCUAUUGAUCAACUUCUAGACAUUGUAGCAUUGUGUUUAUUCCAUAAGUUUAAUUUAACAAAUUUUAAUUUUAAAAUUCAUCUAUUUAUAAAAUUUAAAUAUUUGAAAAAAUCAAAUAAUAAUUUUUUAUGA
Messenger RNA from Theileria annulata, 921 nucleotides. RefSeq lists its product as uncharacterized. The record is from RefSeq and is a predicted model, not a curated record. The transcript is spliced from 6 exons. Lineage: Eukaryota; Apicomplexa; Aconoidasida; Piroplasmida; Theileriidae. Bases 1 to 921 code for a protein of 306 amino acids.